Acanthosepion pharaonis is the source of this 567-nucleotide messenger RNA. The record is from the annotation of a GenBank genome assembly. NCBI's taxonomy places the organism in Eukaryota, Metazoa, Mollusca, Cephalopoda, Sepiida, Sepiidae.
AUGCAAAACGGAAUCGACAUAAAUUCUUCGGAAAAGCAUGAAUUCUUUUCUUCCUGCAAUCACCAAUCAAAUGUUGUCUUUGUAGAAACGCUUCGCCCCUAUCACAUCUCAAAAGCAGACAGAAAGAUAACGGUAUAUAACAUUCUGCCACUUUUUCUUUAUAUCUAUCUAUCUAUCUAUCUAUCUAUCUAUCUAUCUAUCUGUCUGUCUUUUCCUUCUUUUUUUUUUUCUUAUAAUUUUCUUUUUUUUUUUAUAAUUUCCUUCUUUUUUUUUUCUUUAAUUUCCUUCUUUCUUUUUUCUUAUAAUUUCCUUCUGUUUUUUUAUAAUUUCCUUCUUUUCUUUUUUCUUAUAAUUUCCUUCUUUUUUCUUUUUUUUUUUUUUAUUUCUUUUCUUUUUCUUUCCUUCUUUUUCUUUUCUUUUUUCUUUUCUUCUUUUCCUAAUUUCUUUUUCUUUUUUUUCUUUUCUUUUUUUCUUAUAAUUUCCUUCUUUUUUUUUUUUUUUCCUUUUUUUUUUUCUUAUAAUUUUUCUUCUUUUCUUAUAAUUUCCUUCUUUUUCUUUUUCUUAUAA